Molecule: messenger RNA, 1946 nt
Organism: Scophthalmus maximus (turbot)
Lineage: Eukaryota; Metazoa; Chordata; Actinopteri; Pleuronectiformes; Scophthalmidae
Gene: grk6
Product: G protein-coupled receptor kinase 6
Exons: 15
Coding region: 106-1833 (575 amino acids)
Biological process (GO): protein phosphorylation; signal transduction; regulation of signal transduction
Cellular component (GO): cytoplasm; plasma membrane
Molecular function (GO): G protein-coupled receptor kinase activity; ATP binding
Source: RefSeq, a predicted model, not a curated record
UAACGGGAGAGUUUGAUUCUUCGUCCUCGGCUCGGCGGCGGGAGGACUCGCUGAGAUCGAAGCCGGCGCGGGGGACCAGGAGCCCGGGCAGCUGACGGCACCGACAUGGAGCUGGAGAACAUCGUGGCCAACACGGUGCUGCUGAAGGCACGGGAAGGAGGCGUCGGAAACAGAAAAGGAAAAAGCAAGAAGUGGAAGCAGAUGCUGCAGUUUCCUCACAUCAGUCUGUGUGAAGAGCUGCGACAGACCACAGAGAAGGACUACAGCAGCCUUUGUGAGCGGCAGCCAAUCGGACGUUUACUCUUCAGACACUUCUGUGACACUCGACCUGAGCUGAGGCGCUGCGUCAAGUUCCUGGACGCCGUGGCGGAGUACGAGGUGACUCCGGACGAGAAGAGGAAAGAGUGCGGUCAGGAGUUCAUCGACAAAUACUUCAACCCAAAGUCAGACGACCAUGUGCCUGAGGUGGAGGACGCCAUGAUGGCCCAGUGCUCCGAGCGGCUGCAGCAGGACGCCUGCAAGGAGCUCUUCAAGGACUGUACCAAAUUGAUCCACGACUUCCUGAGUAUGGCGCCCUUCGCCGACUACCUCGACAGCAUGUACUACAACCGGUUCCUCCAGUGGAAGUGGCUGGAGAGGCAGCCGGUGACGAAGAACACGUUCCGUCAGUACAGAGUUUUGGGGAAAGGAGGCUUCGGAGAGGUGUGUGCGUGUCAGGUACGAGCCACGGGGAAAAUGUACGCCUGUAAGAAGCUGGAGAAGAAGAGGAUAAAGAAGAGGAAAGGAGAAUCCAUGGCGCUCAACGAGAAACAGAUCCUGGAGAAGGUCAACAGCAGAUUUGUGGUGAGUUUGGCGUACGCCUACGAGACGAAGGACGCCCUGUGCCUGGUGCUGACCCUCAUGAACGGGGGAGACCUGAAGUUUCACAUCUACCACAUGGGCGAUGCAGGUUUCGACGAGACGAGGGCCGUCUUCUACUCGGCGGAGAUCUGCUGCGGGCUGGAGGACCUGCACCAGGAACGCAUCGUCUACAGGGACCUGAAGCCGGAGAACAUCCUGCUGGACGACCACGGCCACAUCCGGAUAUCAGACCUGGGUCUGGCUGUUCACGUGCCAGAGGGUCAGACCAUCAAGGGACGGGUGGGAACAGUGGGGUACAUGGCUCCGGAGGUGGUGAAGAACGAGCGCUACACCUUCAGCCCCGACUGGUGGGCUCUGGGCUGCCUCCUGUACGAGAUGAUCGAGGGCCAGUCGCCCUUCCAGCAGAGGAAGAAGAAGAUCAAGAGGGAGGAGGUGGAGCGACUGGUGACGGAGGUGGAGGAGGAGUACUCCGCCAAGUUCUCUGAGGACGCCAAGUCCAUCUGCAAGAUGCUGCUCGACAAAGACCCCACGGAGAGGGUGGGCUGUCGGGGGGGCGGAGCCUCCGAGGUCAAAGCCCAUCCCAUCUUCCGCUCCGUUAACUUCAAGCGGCUGGCGGCCGGAAUGCUGCAGGUGCCCUUCAUCCCCGACCCACAGGCGAUCUACUGUAAGGACGUCCUGGACAUCGAGCAGUUCUCCACCGUCAAAGGCGUCGAGCUGGAGGCGAAAGACGAGUCGUUCUACAGCAAAGUGUCCACGGGCAGCGUCUCCAUCCCCUGGCAGGAUGAGAUGAUCGCGACCGAGUGUUUCACCGAGCUGAACGUGUUCCUCCAGGACGGGACGGUUCCUCCCGACCUGGACUGGAGGGGUCAACCGUCACCGCCGCCCAAACUGGGCCUGAUGCAGCGGCUGUUCGGACGUCAGGACUGCUGCGGAAACUGCAGCGACAGUGACGAGGAGCCGACCAGGCUGUGACACACACACACACACACACACACACACACACACACAAACACACAGACACACAUACACACACACACACACACACACACACACACACACACACACACACACACACAUACACACAC